AUGAAGUUCCGGGCGCCUCCCCUCCCCGCUCCUUCAAGAAAGCCAGCAGUGCCUGAAAGGUAUCGAUUUGGCCCUUGCAUGACCAAGUGGACCGUGGAUUACCUCAGUCAAGCAUCAGGAAAUAAAGAUAAGGUUCACGUUUCUGCGGUGCCACAGAUGGACUUUUCCAGUAAGAACUUUCUGUAUAGAACGUUACCUUUCGAUGUAUUCAUAAGGAGAGCUGCUGAAGCCAAACAUACAGAGUACUUUAUUUCAGAGGAUGAAAAAUAUUAUUUGCGAUCUGGAGAAGACCCAAGGAAGGAGAUUGCAGAUCUCAGAAAGCAGUUUCCUCUGCUGGCAGAUGAUAUUCAGAUCCCAGAGUACUUUGAAAAAGAACAGUUUUUCUCCACUGUCUUCCGCAUAAGCUCAGCAGGAAUGCAACUCUGGACACAUUAUGAUGUAGGUAAUAUGUAUGGAUAACUCUUAAUUCAGGUGACUGGAAAGAAGAAGGUUGUACUGUGUCCUCGUGAUGCAACGUAUUUGUAUUUAUAAGGUACCAAGUCAGAGGUGCUAGAUGUGGACGAGCCAGAUUUGAAAAAAUACCCUCUCUUUGUCAAGGCCAGACGUUAUGAAUGCCAGCUAAAUGCAGGAGAUGUCUUGUUUAUUCCAGCUUUGUGGUUCCAUAAUGUGACUUCUGAGGAGUUUGGCGUGGGAGUCAAUGUUUUCUGGAAACACCUUCCUUCUGAUUGCUAUGAUAAGACAGACACCUAUGGAAACAAAGAUCUUGCGGCAGCCUCAAGAGCAGUACAGAUUUUAGACAGGGCACUGAAAACCCUAGAAGAGCUACCAGAGGAAUACAGAGACUUUUACGGCCGGAGAAUGGUUUUACGGAUUCAAGAAAAAACAUACAGUACAAACUAUGAAUAACGAGUUUUUUUACAGACAUCUGGUGAGCUAGCCUACAGACAUUGCACAUGGAUACUUUGCCAUGGAUACUUCCAUUGUUCACCAUUCCCCACUUAAUGUGCUUGUUGGAACUUUGCCCCAAGUUUAUAUAAGAGUAAAGCUGGAGUAUUGGUCCAUCAAUGAAUAGACACAUAAUUUGUCACCAAAAGAAUUUAUUUAAAACUUGUUUUAAAUAGUUUAGAUUACACAAUACAAA
Lacerta agilis (Sand lizard) is the source of this 1141-nucleotide messenger RNA. RefSeq names its product tRNA-yW synthesizing protein 5 (gene TYW5). NCBI's taxonomy places the organism in Eukaryota, Metazoa, Chordata, Lepidosauria, Squamata, Lacertidae. The record is from RefSeq and is a predicted model, not a curated record. Gene Ontology annotation, molecular function: 2-oxoglutarate-dependent dioxygenase activity; tRNA binding. Gene Ontology annotation, biological process: wybutosine biosynthetic process.